Pleuronectes platessa (European plaice) is the source of this 1154-nucleotide messenger RNA. RefSeq names its product N-acetyllactosaminide alpha-1,3-galactosyltransferase. The transcript is spliced from 2 exons. NCBI's taxonomy places the organism in Eukaryota, Metazoa, Chordata, Actinopteri, Pleuronectiformes, Pleuronectidae. Bases 1 to 879 code for a protein of 292 amino acids. Gene Ontology annotation, molecular function: hexosyltransferase activity. Gene Ontology annotation, biological process: carbohydrate metabolic process. The record is from RefSeq and is a predicted model, not a curated record. Gene Ontology annotation, cellular component: Golgi apparatus; membrane; vesicle.
AUGAAUCUGUUCAUCUUCGUGGUCAACUUUGUUUUCAUCUUGUCUAAUUCCAGGGCCAGACGGCAGGUUGCAACAAUCACCACCUGGAAUGGCCCGAUCAUGUGGAAUGGGAUAUUUGACGCGAAUGCUUAUGAUAAGCUGCAUGUUCAACUCCGGUCCUCCGUGGCUCUCACUGUGUUUGCUGUGGGAAGGUACCUGGAUGCCUACUGCAAGGAUUUCCUGACCUCGGCAGAAAAGCACUUUAUGCCGGGGUUACCAGUGACGUACUACGUGUUUACCGAUUCACCAGAGAAGGUACCGCAAAUCGAGCUCGGCCCUCAACGACAGCUCAAGGUUAUCAAGGUGAAAAUGUACACCAGAUGGCAGGACAUCUCUAUGAUGCGCAUGAGUAUGAUAUCGAAUCUCAUAGAUUCGGAGAUCGCUUCCAGCUUCAGCCACAUCUUCUGCUUCGAUGUGGAUCAAGUGUUUGAAGCGAGGUUCGGCUCAGAGGCUCUGGGAGACUCUGUGGCUUUGCUCCAUGCGCAUUAUUACAAACUUACAAAGGACAGGUUCACCUAUGACAGAAACAAUAAAUCCACAGCCUUCAUGGAAGCUGGAGAUUUCUACUACCAUGCUGCCAUCUUUGGAGGAUUGUGUGCAAACGUGAAGAAUCUGACAGACGCCUGCUACCUGAGCAUCAUGGAGGACAAAAUAAAUGACGUGGAGGCUCUGUGGCACGAUGAGAGUCACCUCAACAAGUACUACUGGCUGAACAAACCAAGCAAGCUGCUCCCCCCCGAGUAUUGCUGGGACUAUAGUAUUAGUGACAGGAGCGACAUAGAAAUCGUCCGCCUGAGAUGGGCACCAAAACAUUACGACACACUUCGUGCUAAUGUCUGAUUAACUUUGAAAAGAUGGAGACAAUUUUUUUGUGAGGUCACCCUGACUUUGACCAUUAAAUUCUAAUCGGGUCAUCCAAGCUGAGUUAGAUCUGAACGAUAUGUAGAGAUAUAAGAUCCAUGAUACUCGUAGGAAUGUGGAAAACACGUAUGUGGGAAAUGAUGCAUGUUGGGAUAUAUUAUAAAAGACACUUGCACAUUAGCUGCAGGCCAAGAAUCAUCAAACCAACCUUGAUAAUUAAACUGAGUCCCAUAAGAUGCAAAAAAAAUCCUGUA